AUGGGCUCGAUUGUGGAUACGCAAAAUGAAUAUGACUACAUCAUCUGUGGAGGAGGAACCUCUGGUUGUGUAGUCGCAGGCCGUCUUGCUGAGAAUCCCGAUAUCAAAAUCCUCGUCAUCGAAGCCGGACAACACAAUCGGGACCUGGAAAAUGUACACAUGGCCGGAGGAUGGUCAAAUAACUUUGACUCGGAGACCGACUGGAACCUAAUCACAAGCCCAAUGCCUGGAGUCGACAAUCGGCAGGUGAAACUGAGCCGUGGUCGGUUCCUCGGCGGUUCUAGCGGAUGCAAUGGUACACUGUGCAUACGAGGUGCCAAGCAGGAUUACGAUGACUGGGGACUGGAAGGUUGGAGUGGCGAGGAGUUCUUUGCUGCCAUGAGAAAGGCCGAAACCUUCCACUCCAAGCCGUGGUUCAAAGCGGACGAGAAGAGCCAUGGGUAUUCCGGCCCACUGCACACCGAGCCUCAUGACCUUGCCCCUAUUGCCAAUCUCCUGUUGGAUUCCUUCGUUUCACAGGGUUUGCCUCUACACCACGACAUGUUCAGCACCGGCGACGUACCCCAUGGAUGCGGCCACGUGCCUCGAACGGUAUACAUGGGCAUUCGGUCCACUGCGGCGGACUACAUCACCAAGGAAUAUCACCGCAAUAAUGUGACCAUCCAGACAGACACCACCGUCGACCGCGUCGUGCUCGAACAAGGUCCCGAUGGGCUCCGAGCCACCAGCGUCAUCACUCAGCUGGCAGAUGGGACGCCGCGCACAUUCCACGCGCGAAAGGGAAUCAUCGUCUCUGGAGGGGCGUACUGCAGUCCCGCCAUCCUCAUGCGCUCUGGAAUCGGUGCUCGCCAGGAGUUGGAGCAGCACGGCAUCCCCUGCCAAGUUGAUCUCCCCGGCGUGGGCAAGAACCUCAUGGACCACCUGAUCGUAUUCAUGUUCUACGAAACCGAAAAAGAAGGCCUCACGACCGACUUCCACGUCUACCACGACAACAACCUCGCCAAAACCUACCAGCAGUGGAAAGAACACAAGUCCGGCUUCCUCUCCACCUUUCCCUUUGGCUCCUUCGCAUUCGCCCGCAUCGACGACCGUCUAAAGGACGAGCCGCUCUGGCGCGAAGCCACCCGCCAACCCGGCCGCGACCCCAUGGGCCUCACCCCCAAACAGCCCAACAUCGAGUUCUUCACGACCGAGUGCUACGGCGGUCCCAAGCAGUACAACCAGUUCCCCAUCGACCACAAACACGCCUUUUCCAUGAUCGCCGAGCUGUUUGCGCCCAAGUCGCGCGGCACGGUGACGCUCAAGUCCAAGGAUCCAAAGGAGAACCCGGUCAUCGACUGCAACUAUCUGUCUGAGCCGCUGGAUCUGCUCGUGCUGACAGAGGCGUGUCGCUUCGGCAAUGAGAUUGUUAUGAACGGUGCGGGAACAAAGGAUAUCGUCAAGGGCUCGUGGCCGCCGAAUCUCAAGCAUCAUACGUACAAGACGAGGGAGGAGUGGAUCCCGUACGUCAAGGAGCAUGCGACGACUUGCUAUCACGCUUCCGGUACAUGCGCGAUGGGCAAAGAUGACAAUCCGAUGGCGGUGCUGGAUAACAAGCUGCGGGUGAGGGGAGUUGUUGGCCUUCGGGUUGCGGAUUGCAGUGCCAUGCCUACACUGCAUGGGGGACAUACUCAGAUGCCUGCAUAUGGCAUUGGGGAGAAGUGUGCUGAGUUGAUUGUAGAAUGA
Messenger RNA from Aspergillus viridinutans, 1725 nucleotides. Its product is annotated as GMC family oxidoreductase. The record is from RefSeq and is a predicted model, not a curated record. NCBI's taxonomy places the organism in Eukaryota, Fungi, Ascomycota, Eurotiomycetes, Eurotiales, Aspergillaceae. Bases 1 to 1725 code for a protein of 574 amino acids. The transcript is spliced from 6 exons. Gene Ontology annotation, molecular function: oxidoreductase activity, acting on CH-OH group of donors; flavin adenine dinucleotide binding.